Lycium barbarum (goji berry) is the source of this 2009-nucleotide messenger RNA. RefSeq names its product probable galacturonosyltransferase 12. The record is from RefSeq and is a predicted model, not a curated record. NCBI's taxonomy places the organism in Eukaryota, Viridiplantae, Streptophyta, Magnoliopsida, Solanales, Solanaceae. The coding region runs from base 157 to 1770 and encodes 537 amino acids. The transcript is spliced from 6 exons. Gene Ontology annotation, molecular function: polygalacturonate 4-alpha-galacturonosyltransferase activity.
UCUGCAUUCUACUCAACUUUUUCUCUGAGUGAUUGCCAAAUUAAUGACUAGGCCACAAGUACUAAUUUUUUGGUGAUAGCCAAAGCUCAAGGACUGUUGUCUUUUUUUUUUCUGCCUAUUUUUGGGUGGAUUGGUCAUUUUCCUUUUUGUUAUUGAAUGUUAAAAGCAAUGCAGCUCCACAUAUCACCAAGUCUAAGGCAUGUCACUGUUCUUCCUGCUAAAGGUUUCAAGGAGUUCAUUAAAGUUAAAGUUGGCUCCAAAAGAUUGUCGUAUCGCAUGGUCUUUUACUGCCUUUUGUUUCUUACAUUCCUGCUCCGGUUUGUCUUCGUGUUAACGGCUAUAGAUACUAUUGAUGGAGAACGAAAAUGUUCGACCCUAGGUUGCUUGGGGAAAAAAAUUGGACCAACGAUUUUGGGGAAACGCCUUGAAUCAACUGUCCCCGAGGUGAUAUAUCAAGUAUUGGAGGAACCUUCAAUGCAAAAUGAAAUAAAGACAAGACCUGAAUCUCCUCAAACAUUGGAUGAGUUUAUCACAGAAAUGAAGGGUGGAAGACCAGACGCGAAAACUUUUGCUGUCAAGCUCAAAGCUAUGGUCACUCAGCUCGAAGAGAGAACAAGAACUGCCAAAAUCCAAGAAUAUCUGUAUCGGCAUGUGGCAUCUAGUAGCAUCCCCAAACAGCUUCAUUGUCUUUCUCUCAAGCUAGCACACGAGCAUUCCACCAAUUCCCACGCCCGUCUCCAAUUACCAUCGCCUGAGCUUGUCCCCACCCUUGUUGAUAAUUCGUACUUCCAUUUCGUCCUUGCCUCCGACAACAUUCUUGCUGCUUCUGUCGUUGCAUCAUCACUCAUGCAGAACUUCUUGCGCCCUGAAAAGAUAGUCCUUCACAUUAUCACAGAUAGGAAAACAUAUGCGCCUAUGCAAGCUUGGUUUUCGUUGCAUCCUUUAACACCCGCUAUCAUUGAGGUUAAAGGGCUGCACCAUUUUGAUUGGUUCACAAAGGGGAAGGUCCCCGUUUUGGAAGCUAUGGAGAAAGACCAAAAAGCUAGGUCACAGUUUAGGGGAGGUUCAUCAGCAAUUGUUGCAAACAGAACUGAGAAGCCUAAAAUCAUUGCUGCAAAAUUGCAAGCCCUCAGUCCCAAGUAUAAUUCGCUGAUGAACCACAUAAGGAUACAUUUGCCAGAGUUGUUUCCCAGUGUGAAUAAGGUAGUGUUCCUGGAUGAUGAUAUCGUCGUUCAAACAGAUCUUUCACCUCUAUGGGACAUCGACAUGAAUGGAAAGGUGAACGGAGCAGUGGAAACAUGCAGGGGAGAGGACAAGUAUGUCAUGUCAAAGCGCUUCAAAAGCUAUUUAAACUUUUCUCAUCCGCUGAUAGCAAAAUACUUCGAUCCAAGUGAAUGCGCGUGGGCCUAUGGCAUGAACAUUUUCGAUCUGAAAGCAUGGAGGAACACAAAUAUAAGUCAGACAUACUACUAUUGGCUCCAACAGAACUUGAAAUCAGAUCUAAGUUUGUGGCAGCUAGGGACAUUACCUCCAGGUCUAAUAGCAUUUCAUGGACACGUCCACACAAUUGAUCCCUUUUGGCACAUGCUAGGACUAGGGUACCAAGAUAAUACAACCGUAGCAGAAGCUCAAAGUGCCGGUGUGAUCCACUUCAAUGGUCGAGCAAAACCUUGGCUCGAUAUAGCAUUCCCACAACUUCGACCCUUGUGGACCAAAUACGUUAACUUCUCCGAUAAACUUAUCAAAAGCUGUCAUAUUAGAGCUUCUUGAAAUGAGGUGGCCAAAGAGUAUUGUUGUUAAAUGAGAGAACUAAGUUAGGGGAGAGUUCACGCGAACGGAAAGGCCUCCAAUUCCUGAUGAGAGAUGGCUAUACGCUGGAACUCUUCGCGAUUACUUGAAUUUCUGGUUCUCUGAUGUAUUUUAUUAUGCAGUUUAGAUUCUAUACAGUAUUAUCGAUUCUUUCUCCAAAAAAUGCAUGGUCAAAAUGAUACUAUAUUCGCCGGUGUUAA